ACAACGCUGUCACUUGCCGCUGGCUUCUGUCAGAGUUUCUCUCUGAUUGUUUUCAGAACAGAAAGUGCUUCCCGAGGAGCGCGCAGAAACAAUGUGCCGCUCCUGACCAACACUGAAUGGAUUAGCUGGCUAUUCAGAGCACUAAUGAGAUUACAGAGUCACAACAGACAUGGGUCCUAGCGGCAUGGUACCUUUUGUCGCGCUUCUUGAGGAGUGUUUUCCUUGUCAGUCCCUCAGCACUGGAAAUGGCGCUCUGAAAGUGAACGAGGCGGACCCGGCGCAGUCGGAUGCCAGGGAAUAGACGCGCACAAGCUCACCUAUGUUGGUUUCGUGGUGGUAGUGGUGGACAAUAUGAAGUACCAGAAAUACAUAACAGUGAUGCAGAUGGCCAUGGGAGUGACAGCCUCCAACAAAGACGACUGCAUCCCUCCGAAGAGACAGCUGUGGGUGCCACCUGAUUCAGAUGCCCCCGCUGCCUCUGCUGCGACGCCACCUGCUGCGGCUGCGAGUCAGGGCAAACCAUCACUGCGCAGGAUCAAGGGCCGUAUCCACAGAAGCAAGAGCCUGGACAGUAUAGAUCUACUGGACUGCAAUAGUACAACAAUGGAGGAAACCGUAAUAUGGGAACAGCACACGGUGACUCUUCACAGGGCGCCAGGUUUCGGGUUUGGAAUCGCCAUCUCAGGGGGCCGUGACAACCCUCAUUUCCAGAGCGGAGAGACCUCUAUAGUGAUCUCAGAUGUGCUUAAAGGGGGACCAGCGGAAGGACUUUUACAAGAGAAUGAUAGAGUGGUGAUGGUGAACGGUGUCUCCAUGGACAAUGUGGAGCAUGCCUACGCUGUUCAGCAGCUGAGAAAAAGUGGAAAGAAUGCCAAAAUUACUAUCCGCAGAAAGCGGAAGGUGCAGAUUCCUGUAAGUCGAGGGGGAGACAGAGAGACUAUGUCAGAGCGAGAGGAAGAGGACGACACUGAGGAGGAUGAUUAUGAGGGACCAGCACGUGCAGGGGAAGCGAGUGGAGGCACUAGCAGAAGAAACGAGCGCAGCGGCAGCACCGGAAGGAGAGACCAUAGUAAUUCCCGUGAGAGGAGCAUUUCCCCGCGCUCAGACAGACGAUCAGUUGCAUCCAACGUCCCGCCACGACCUUCCAAAGUCACACUUGUCAAGUCCCGCAAGAAUGAAGAAUACGGCCUGCGUCUGGCCAGCCACAUAUUUGUAAAGGACAUUUCUCCCGAGAGCCUUGCAGCCCGUGAUGGCAACAUACAAGAGGGAGACGUCGUCCUGAAGAUCAAUGGCACAGUGACUGAGAACCUGUCUUUGAUAGACGCAAAGAAGCUUAUAGAGCGAUCGAAAGGCAAGCUGAAAAUGGUGGUGCAGAGAGACGAGAGGGCGACACUCCUAAACAUUCCAGAUAUGGACGAUAGCAUUCCCUCAGCUAAUUCCGACAGAGAUGACAUUUCAGAAAUUCAUUCACUGGCAUCAGAUCAUUCCCAUGAGCACACCCGUCGCAGUCGAUCCUGUUCCCCUGACAAACGCUCAGAGCCCUCCGACAUCUCCGGCCACUCUCCACAGCAGAUGAGCAACGGCAGGCUGAGGGGCUCUUUUCUCACCAGAAUGCUCCCGCUCCACAGGAGUCGCGAGGAGGAGCGCAUCUCCAAACCAGCGGCGGUAUCCACUCCAGUUAAGAUGACGGAAGAUGCCCUUCUGGUUCCGCCAACAGAACAGCCCGGGGACAAACAGAUCCCUCCACUGCCAGAGCCGAAACCAGUGUAUGCACAACCUGGGCAACCUGAUGUUGAUCUGCCAGUCAGCCCCUCUGACGCCCCUGUGCCCAGUGUCACUCAUGAUGACAGCAUCCUCCGGCCUAGUAUGAAGCUGGUGAAGUUUAAGAAAGGCGAAAGUGUAGGAUUGAGGCUGGCAGGAGGAAAUGAUGUGGGGAUCUUUGUUGCUGGUGUGCUGGAAGACAGUCCUGCUGCUAAGGAAGGCCUGGAAGAGGGAGACCAGAUACUCAGGGUUAACAAUGUUGACUUUGCAAACAUCAUUCGUGAGGAAGCAGUGCUGUUCCUGCUCGAUCUGCCCAGAGGUGAAGAGGUCACCAUCCUGGCUCAGAGGAAGAAAGAUGUGUACCGGCGGAUAGUGGAGUCUGAUGUGGGCGACUCCUUCUACAUCAGAACACACUUUGAGUAUGAGAAAGAGUCUCCAUAUGGGCUGAGCUUUAAUAAGGGAGAGGUGUUCAGAGUGGUAGACACCCUCUACAACGGCAAACUGGGCUCCUGGCUGGCCAUCCGCAUUGGGAAGAACCACCAGGAGGUGGAAAGAGGCAUCAUUCCCAACAAGAACAGGGCGGAGCAGUUAUCAAGCGUACAGUAUACACUCCCCAAAACUACAGGCGGUGACCGAGCUGACUUCUGGAGGUUCAGAGGUCUGCGCAGUUCAAAGAGGAACCUGCGGAAGAGCAGAGAAGAUCUGUCAGCUCAGCCUGUUCAGACCAAGUUCCCUGCGUAUGAGAGGGUGGUUCUAAGAGAAGCUGGGUUCCUGAGACCUGUUGUGAUCUUCGGGCCGAUCGCAGAUGUGGCACGAGAUAAACUGGCGAGAGAGGUGCCUGACAUGUUUGAGCUUGCAAAGACACAGCACCCAGAUGGAAGGGAAAAGAGUGAACCCAGAGAUGCCGGCACUGACCAGCGCAGCUCGGGGAUCAUACGCCUUCACACUAUCAAACAGAUAAUCGACCGGGACAAACAUGCAGUGUUGGACAUUACUCCUAAUGCAGUGGAUCGGCUGAACUAUGCUCAGUGGUAUCCCAUCGUGGCGUUACUGAAUCCUGACAGUAAGCAGGGUGUGAAGAACAUGAGGACCAGACUGUGUCCUGAGUCCAGGAAGAGUGCCAGGAAACUCCAUGAGCGUGCACUUAAACUGAGAAAGAACAACCACCACCUAUUCACAGCCACCAUUAACAUGAACAGCAUGAAUGAUGGCUGGUAUGGAGCGUUGAAGGAGACCAUUCAGCAGCAACAGAACCAGCUGGUGUGGGUCUCAGAGGGCAAGGCGGAGGGCGCACCUGACGAUGAUCUGGAUCUUCACGAUGACCGUCUGUCCUAUGUAUCUGCCCCUGGUAGCGAGUACAGUAUGUACAGCACGGACAGCCGUCACACCUCAGACUACGAGGACACUGACACAGAGGGCGGAGCCUACACGGACCAGGAACUAGACGAGACCCUGAACGACGAGGUUGGACCGCCCAUUGAACCCGCCAUCACUCGCUCCUCAGAGCCCGUUCGGGAGGACCCGCCCGUCAUCCAGGAACCUCCUGGAUACAGAGUGUACCAGCCUGAACCCCUGAACCGCAUCGACCCCGCAGGGUUCAAGGCCCCUGCACCUCAGCAGAAAGCAGAGGCUGCUCUUCCCAUGCAGCCUGAGCCGCUGGCAGAGACAGCGCCCCCUGCUGUUCAUGUAAAUGUAGGGGCCCUGAGUGCCAAGGAUCUCCCGGUCACCCUCACUCAGGGGGAUUUCAGCCCAGAGGCUGGCUCUCUCUUCCCACCUGCCCCUGAGCUAGCCCAACCCCCGUCUCCCGACCCCAACCAAUCCGGACAACCAGGGUCAGAGUCCAAGAUGUACAAGAAGGAUAUCUAUCGUAACAACGAGCCGGUGCAGGUUAACCAGAACCCUAUGCAGCCCAACUACAACCCCCAGCAGCCCCUCUACCAGGAAGACAAGCCAUACAGAGAUUACGACCACCAGCCCUACUGCUACGAUGGGGGCUACAUGGAACCAAAGGCUCGUAAUUUUGACCCCCACCUACAUUUUGACAGCAGCAUGCCUCCGUACGAUGAGCAGUGGGCCCCGUAUGACCAAACCUCUGGAUACGAUCCUCAUAUGCCCUAUGAGGAUGGUCUGAACCGCAUAUACGGUCAUCCUCAGAUGCGACAUGACACAGGCUAUGACUCCAGUCGACCUCGCUAUGGCAAACCCAGCCCCGGACCGAUCCGACAUGAUGAACCGCCCCCUGCGCGCCCGCAGUAUGACCAGGAAGCACUCCCUCGUACUCAAGCCUCUUCCCGCUCCCCUGAACCCCCCAAACAACAGUACUAUGACCCAUCCCAGAGGCCUUCCUAUACUCAACCCCCACAGAGGGGCUACGUGAACUCUGAGGCCUCUGUGACCCCUCCUAAACCUGAGUCCAUCUCACCGCCAGUGGAACCUGCACUUCCUCUUCCUCCAGCUGAGGCAGAGGAUGACCCAGCCAUGAAGCCCCAGUCCGUGCUCACGAGGGUUAAAAUGUUUGAGAACAAGCGAUCCGUGUCUGUGGACAGAGCAAGAGAGUCUGCAGACACUGGUAUUAGGCCUGUGGACAUGGUGCCUAAACCUGGUGCUGCCUCCAUGCCCAAAGCCAAUUCUUUAAGUAACCUGGACCAAGAGAAGGCCUUUAGAUCUCCAGAGCCACAGCAGCCCCAGCCUAAAGCAACAGAUGAUAUCAUUCGUUCAAAUAACAAUGACCCUGAUGAGGAUGAGGAGUACUACAGGAAACAGCUGUCUUACUUUGACCGCCGAAGCUUUGACAGCAAACCCUCUGCACAGCUGGCACCUGCCAUCAAGCCAACCCAACCCCAGUCCCAGCCAGGGUACUACCCCAGGGCAGAGUCAGUGGAGAAGAUCAACCCUGUUGCUCCAGCUAACCCAGCUGUCCCACCCCCGACCCUGCCCAAACCCUCAGUCACUCCACCUCUCGACCCACACGGAUCUCCCAAAGUGAAGCCUCCCAAUCAUGAAGACACAGUCCAGAGCACUUACUUGCCUCAGAAAAGCUUCCCAGACAAAUCUCCUGUUAACAGCACCGGCGAACCUCCAAAGACCAACAGCACUACCACAUCCAGCUACAACCGUUUUGUGCCCAAGCCGUACACAACCUCUGCAAGACCCUUCGAGCGCAAGUUUGACAGCCCCAAGUUCAACCACAACCUCCUGCCUAAUGACUCUCAAAAUAAGACGGAUAAUGUGAAAGCUCCCAUCAGUACCACAACCAAACCACAGAGCUCGCCCCAGCCGAUAGACCACGACAGCGGCCUGGACACCUUCACCCGCACCAUGGAUCAGAAACCCAAAUACCAGCAAAACAACAUCAACGCUGUACCCAAGGCAAUACCUGUCAGCCCGAGUGCUUUGGAGGAUGACGAUGAUGAUGACAGCCACACGGUGGUGGCGACGGCACGGGGCAUCUUCAACAGUAACGGCGGGGUCCUGAGCUCCAUUGAGACGGGAGUGAGCAUCAUUAUCCCUCAGGGAGCCAUUCCUGACGGUGUGGAGCAAGAGAUCUACUUCAAAGUGUGUCGUGAUAACAGCAUCCUGCCACCUCUGGACAAAGAGAAAGGUGAAACUCUGCUGAGUCCUCUGGUGAUGUGUGGUCCCCACGGCCUGAAGUUCCUGAAGCCAGUGGAGCUCCGCUUACCUCAUUGUGCGUCUAUGACCCCUGAUGGUUGGUCUUUUGCUCUAAAAUCCUCCGACUCCUCGUCGGGUGAUCCUAAGAGUUGGCAGAACAAAUCUCUCCCUGGGGAUCCUAACUACCUGGUUGGAGCCAACUGUGUGUCUGUGCUUAUUGACCAUUUCUGAGGAGGGCAACAGCAGGUCCCGUUAGUGAAUGUGGAACCAGAUUAAAGGAGAGAGGACCUUCCCCUUAUAAACACACACACACACACACACACACACACUUCCACAAGAUGAAGGCGCUACGUGACACUAAAUGAAGGGUCUCCUGACUGUGCUCUGGCUUUAUUUACGGUAACCUCUGAGACUGGAGGGAGGGUUACAUUCGGUGAAGUGCUGUUUUAAUCUCCUCAUCAUUUUCCUCCUCUUCUUUUUUUUUAAGUGCUUUUAAAGGCUUUCGAGGAUAACAAAAACAGACAUUAACCAUCGAUGGACUACAUGCUCUGUGCCACUGACCAACUAAUACUCGCACUGUAAGCCAACUGUAAUAUCUUGCGACACAUUAAGUUGUGUUGUCUAUUUUUUAAAGGAUUUUAUUAGGUUCUUCCAUUCAGUCUAGGCUACUUAAACGUAUAGACUAUAUUAAUCUGCAAGUGUAUUUGAACUUCAUGUAGUAUGCACACUAUAAUGUUAUGAUUCUCAUGUAUAGUGUAGGGUGACCAUACGUGCCAUUUGUUUUGGCUUUGUUUUCCUGUUUUCAUGCUUG
Molecule: messenger RNA, 6181 nt
Organism: Sinocyclocheilus rhinocerous
Lineage: Eukaryota; Metazoa; Chordata; Actinopteri; Cypriniformes; Cyprinidae
Product: tight junction protein ZO-1-like
Exons: 31
Coding region: 352-5601 (1749 amino acids)
Biological process (GO): cell-cell junction organization; establishment of endothelial intestinal barrier; positive regulation of blood-brain barrier permeability
Cellular component (GO): plasma membrane; bicellular tight junction
Molecular function (GO): cell adhesion molecule binding
Source: RefSeq, a predicted model, not a curated record